This is a messenger RNA of Arctia plantaginis, 300 nucleotides long. The record is from the annotation of a GenBank genome assembly. Lineage: Eukaryota; Metazoa; Arthropoda; Insecta; Lepidoptera; Erebidae.
AUGCUUGCAUCUUCCAGUACUGAAUUGCAGGACAUGAUAACUAUCUUCAAUGGUGAGCUUGAGGUGAAGUAUGAAUGCAAGCAAUACGUAGGUUAUAGUGUUGGAAAGCGCGGAAGUGAUGACUGUAUGUGUAAAGACUGGAGUGAAGUGAAUGAGUUCAUUUAUCUAGGAAGUAUAUUAACAAGUUAUGGAAACUCAGUAAACAAUGCCCUGCAUUCCCUUGUGAAUAGUAAGAACGGCUCAUUAAACGCACGUCUGGCAGCUCAUGCAAAAACUCUAAUGUAUGGCAGAAUUGAGUGA